Messenger RNA from Pocillopora meandrina, 2725 nucleotides. Lineage: Eukaryota; Metazoa; Cnidaria; Anthozoa; Scleractinia; Pocilloporidae. The record is from the annotation of a GenBank genome assembly.
AUGGCGUUUGAAUGGAUAGUUUUUGCCUUUCUAGGACAAGUAGCUGUCUUCUGCAAUGUAAGUUAAUGUGUUAUGUGUUUUUCGAUUUCACGGCGUAGGGAAAUCGCUAAAGUAUCGACCAGGUCAAAUUUAAAUGAUCCCUGUGGAUAAAGUUGUAUGCGUUCGCAGGCAUGCACGAAAUGAUGAAAGGUAUAAUUAUCGGAGGACUAAAAGCUAACUAACGCUGUACAUACGUUCAGAUACUUUUCUGGAAUUACUCACGAAGAAAUCGCAAUUCAAGGAGAACGAAAAACUCCACAACAACGGAGACUGAGAAAUUCUAGUCUUUGGAUCAACUGAAGUUUGCCUUACGUCAUAACUUACUGUGACAAAGUUUUGUCCUUUGAAUAAAUUUUUUAUUUUGUCUCUGUCGUCUUGAGUGAUUCAAAAGUUUGGAAUAACGAUUUAAAUGGGUUCUUUAAGGGCUUAGCCAAGAUUGCCUAUGAGAGACAAAUGAAUAAAGGGGGUAAGUUUCUAAAGAAACUGGUUACUGCGUCGGUGGGAGAGUAUAACAGGUAAUUUAGUGUUAACAACUGAGUUGAAAACGUAAAUUGAUCACCAUAAAGAGUUUAAAGGCGGACGUUUCGAGCGUUAGCCCUUCGUCAAUCACUCUGACGAAGGGCUAACGCUCAAAACGUUAGCUCUGAAAAUCUGUACGGCGGUCAAUUUACGUUUUUAACUCAGUUGUUAACACUAAAUUACCUGCCUAUGAGAGAUACUGGUUUCCUCCAUUCAUCAAAUGUAUUUAACAUCCCAUUCACUGUCUUUGUCUUAUUUGCAGGGAGAUGUUGUGUACCAUCAAACAAUGACUCCAUUCUGGUUAGAGUCGCACGCGUCUUACAUCGACAGUCAACGCACAACAACCAAUGAGCAGAUCACUUUUAACGCUGGCUCGGUAAAACACGCCUUACUUCUUAAAGUUCCCAUGAUUCUCCCCGGUGUCGUCAUGAGUAACAGCCGGCUAACCGCUGAGAUAACAGUGGCCCAUGACGUCACAAUCGGGACCACCUCGGAAAGCGAUAACAGAUACGGCGUAUCAGAUGGCACAAACUUCAUCGGGUUUCAUGUUCCUGAUAAAGCCAGUUAUUCCAACAGUGUUCCGCGCCCACCCUGCUAUGGAGUAGAAGGAACUGCUGGUUCGAGUUUACACGGGUUAAGUUACAUCAAUCGUGUAUCACCCAAACCGCAGGACUCCUUCUACCCGGGUCAAGUCGAGUUCACCAUUAAGUUAGAUGAGCGCUGGGGGUCGUGUUAUACCGCACAUGAUGCAGGUUAUACAAACGUGGCGAAAUUUAACAAACGAUUGGUGAUCAGUAAUGGACUUAAUCUUGAAGUUUAUAAAGACGAAGCAUAUGAAAGAGUUGGCAUCAAGUACAUUAAAGUCACCAUUGUGCAAGAUGCCUAGCUUAGAUCUAGCUUAAUAAAAAGCGAGCAGUUCCUCCUUUUCACCGAAUUUUGUCGCGUGAGUCAAAAAUAUAAGUGAAAGAAUCAACGUCAGCUGGCGGCGCAGAACUGUGAUAGUAAGACUCACUACCUUCGUGCGCCUCACUUCCAGAGUUCAGCGCGAAGCGCUAUCUUCAAUUUUUUACCCCUUUUUUUUUCAGUCGCACGAUGGACUUCGGCUGAAAAGUAGAGACUGCUUGUUGUCUGGCUUAGGAAAUACCACUGAACGUUUUAUUUUUGACGCGUUGAAUCAGUGUUGGACUUGGGUUGCAAAGCAAUAAUUGUAUUGUAAAAAUAUACUAAUGAGUCUACCAUGCGCUGAAAGUGUUUUCGUGUUUUAAGUACCGGAGGCUGUUUGAUAUUAGAAACUGUUUCGAAAAAAGCGAGACAAAAAAAAACUCAGAAGAAUAUCACGGCAAGAAGCUAAAGCAUUGUGUCAACAGUUUCUUGUCACUUAAUAAGAUAUUGUCCAUGUAUUAGAGGAACCGCAUACGUCACAAAAUGAGCAUUUAGCUCAAUGUCAAUUCUAACAUAUGAUGGCUUUCCAUAGUUACUUGAAAAAGGUUUGCUUUCAGAUAAAUAUUUUAUAGUCUUCCAUAACGAGAAGGGCAUCAUUGUAAUAAAAAUGUGCAGUCGCUGGUUUUAAACGGGGCUUUUUGAGAAAAAAAGUAUUUCAUAAAUACUGAGAUUUACAUUGUGAAGUAUACUAUCAUUCGUGCCUCUGAUUGGACAAACGGUGUAUUUUCACUGUCGUUCGUUUCUUAUAGUACUUCACGGAGUAAAUCUCAGUAUGUAUGAAAUAAAAACAUUAUACCUUUAACAAUUUUUGUUCACUCGUUGCGAUGCAUCAAAAAAACUCACUUGUUUGCUGCGCUCACUCUUUCGUUUUUAUGAUGCAUUGCAACUGGUGAAUAAAGAUCGUUCGUGUGCAUUUUCCACGGGAUAAUCUCUAUUUAUUCUAGACAAACCAGGAAGACGAGCAAUAUCGGUUUGGGCAGAAAGUUCGAAUAUAGAUUUAUGUUUAUGCAAUGCGUGUUUAAGAUAGAACUUUUCAUCGGAAUUUUAAGCCAUAUAAUAGACUUUUAAGGCUUUCCAUUGAGGUUCCCGAGUUUUCCACCAACAGAUGAUUAGCUUCGAUACACUUUGUUGACGUCAGCAUUUUUGAUGAGCCCCGUUUUCGAUCUCAAUCACUUUGGAUAUGAGGUCUAAACAUUGAAAACGAUUAAAGGAGCUGUGGAGAGGG